AUCUGUGAAUGAUCACAGAGGUCACAUGGUACAAGGCUAUUCACAACAGCCUUGUACCAUGUGACAAGCUGUGACCAAUCACAGCUCGCACAGUAUUUCUCAAUGGCUAAAGGAAUGCAGCCAGAGAGAAAGAGAAAUGAUUGCCUUUACAGCCUUUAUGGGUGUAAAAGCAAUCACUGUAAAAAAAGAAAAAAAAAUCUUCAUCACCCCCAACAAGUAGUACAGUGUCACCAUAGGGUGACAGGUUAAAUUUGCUAAGCGAGACAAAGGCUGGCCAUACAUUAUACAAUUUUACUUUAGAUUUAUCAAAAACCAUAUAAUUGUAGGUUAAACCUAAAGAACA
This is a messenger RNA of Staurois parvus, 343 nucleotides long. The record is from the annotation of a GenBank genome assembly. NCBI's taxonomy places the organism in Eukaryota, Metazoa, Chordata, Amphibia, Anura, Ranidae.